Messenger RNA from Effrenium voratum, 6741 nucleotides. The record is from the annotation of a GenBank genome assembly. Lineage: Eukaryota; Dinophyceae; Suessiales; Symbiodiniaceae.
AUGUGCCGGGCGCAAACAAAAAUCAAAUCCGCGGCCAGCCAGGAGUACUCCUUCUUGCAGCUGGAGAACGGCCUCAAGGCGAUCCUCGGCUCAGAUCCCGAGUGCGACAAGGCUGGAGCGGCGCUCUGCGUGAACGUGGGGAUGUGCCAUGAGAGGAAGGACCUGCCUGGCUUGGCUCACUUCUUGGAGCAUAUGCUCUUCACAGGAACUGCAAAGUAUCCAAAAGAAGGUGACUACCAUGAGUUCAUUCAGCAGAACGGCGGCCUUGCCAACGCGUACACAGCAUGCUACUUCACCAACUACAUGUUUGAGAUCAAGCCCGAAUCGCUCACAGAGGCUCUGGACCGCUUCUCCCGGUUCUUCACCGAGCCGCUGCUGACUCGUGACUGCACGGAGCGCGAGAUCAAUGCGGUGGACUCGGAAUUUCAAGCUGGCCUCACGUCCCCAUGGUGGCGCUACGUCGGCAUUCUCAACAUGAGCGCAAAUCCCGAUCAUCCCUUUCAUGUUGCCGUGGGCAACAACAAGGUCCUACUGGAGGAUCCGAAGGAGAGGGGCAUUGACCUCUACGAAGAGAUGAAGAAGCUGUAUGAGUCAACGUACUCCUCCAAUGGUAUGACGCUCUGCGUCUUCGGCAAGGAGCCAACUGCAGAGCUCCGCCAGAUCGUGCGCGACAAGUUUGGGCCGGUGGUCAACAAAGGCGUCGACAUGCCGGUUGGGGACAAUGUUAGCAGCCACUUGCCCUUCAAGCCCUCAGAUUGGCACCAGCUGCUGCUGAUGAACCCAGUGCAGGAUGUGAAGGACUUGACGUUCAGCUGGGUCAUCCCCUACCAGGCUCCCCUCUGGCGCUCCAAGCCGGUGGAGUACAUCUCCCACCUGUUGGGCCACGAGGGCAAGGGCUCGGUGAUCGCUGCCCUGAAGCAGAAAGGGCUGAUCUCAGCCUGUACGGCAGACAACGGUGCGUGGCUGGAAGGAGCCUUCAGCCUGCUGAAUGUGACCUUUGAGCUCACAGACAAAGGGCUCGACUCUAUAGCCGAAAUCGGGCGGUACUUCUUUGCCUAUCUUGGCAUGCUCCAGAACACCAAGCCAGAGAAAUGCAUCUUCGACGAAAUGCAGAAGCUGGGCGAGAUUGGCUUCAAGUUCAAGGAGGAUGCCUCCCCCUUCCAGCUGUGUCCGGACAUUGCCCUUUCCCUCCUCAAGUAUCCGCCGUCAGAAGCACUGUGCGGCACGACCUUGCACUAUGAGUUUGAUCCGGACGGCAUCUCUCAGCUCCUCUCUUUACUCACCCUCGACAAGGUUCGGGUCCAGUUCCAGGCGAAGGUGCUGGCGGACCGCUGUACACAGAAGGAUACAUCUUACGGCUCUCCGAUCGAGCUGCUGCCGCUGGAGCCGGCCUGGCUGGAAGCCUGGGCGGCCGUCUUGAAUGGCGAGGUGGCUGGCAGCUUGGGCCUGAACCUGCCCCAGCCCAAUCCCUUCAUUCCGGAGGACUUAUCGCUGAAGCCUCCGCCGGCUGAGCCACAGGCCAUACCGGUGGUCCUGAAGGAUCAGCCGCCGGUGGCCGGCAUCGUCCACCGACAGGAUGACACCUUCCAACAGCCCAAGGCCCACAUCACCUUCUUCAUCUAUGCCCCGUACUUCACCCAGGAUGCCUUGAACUACACCAAGACGGAGCUGUGGUGCCGCUGUGUUGAAGAGGCGCUGCAAGACUACGCUUACGAUGCGGGAAUUGCUGGGGUCGGAUAUGGGCUGGGCCUGCAGGGUGGCUCCUUGCGACUGGCCAUUUCAGGCUUCAACGACAAGCUCCAUGUCCUUUUGGAUGCGAUUACGGAGAAGAUGACUUCCCUGAAGACAAUUCCGGAGCACAUCUUUGGCAUUGUUUCAGAUACGAUGGGAGAUGAUCUCAACAAUCAGGCCUACCACUCGCCUCCUUACCGGCAAGCGAGCAAGCGCCUCGAGGAGCUCCUCACCCGCGGCUGCAGCUUUCCAGUGUCGGAGCGUUUGGAGGCCUUCAAGUCGGUGACGAUCCAGGACCUCAGCGAUCUUUGCCCGCGCUUCUUUGCGGAAGGCGCCCAUGUGGAGGUGCUGGCCUUGGGGAAUCUCACCAGCGAGGACGCCAAGCAGUUGUCCAAGCAGCUGGUGAAGGGGCUUCACGUGCAGAAGGGCCUGGCGGUGCUGCCGGGCCGCUCGGAGGCCGCGCUGCCGGAGGGCCGCACCUUGUGGGAGCUGCCCAGCGCCGACGUGGACGACCCCAACCACUGCGUCGCCAUGAAGCUGCAGCAGCCCGAGAGUCUUGAGCAAGAGAUGCUUCUGGGGCUCUUGGACAAGGCUCUGAGCGCCAAGUUCUUCGACAUCCUACGCACGCAGCAGCAGCUGGGCUAUAUUGUGCACAUGAGCCCCUCGGUGUCGCUGAAGAUGCCGGCUCUCGCGGUGCUGGUGCAGACGGAGUUCAACCCAGACUACGUGAGAGGAUGCAUCGUCAAAUUCCUGGAGGAGCACUUGCAGCAGCUUGAGGAUUCCUUUAGCGAGGAGGAGCUUUCUGUUUGCAAAGCCGGAUAUCUUUCUCAGCUGCGUAUGAAGCCCAAGAAUCUCGGCGACGAGGCGAUGCGCUACACGCGGCAGAUCUUCGACCGCAGCUUCGACUUCGGGCGCCGCGCUCGGGGCGCGGACUUCGUGGAGGCGGUGACGCUGCGGGACCUCAAGGCCUUCGCGCGGAGCUGCCGCACGGCCCCGGCCAUCUUCGUGCAGAUCAAGAAGCAGCUGGCCAAAGAGGACAAGGCCUUGCCCGCCGGCGCCACCAUCGACCCUCCGGACAUGAGGCGCUGGACCACGCACAUGGAAACGGUGAAAUCCUUCGCAACGUCUGCGACGUGGUUUCCGGUGAACUCCUCUGUCGAUGCUUCAAAGCAUGCUGGACCAGAUGGGUUUGUGCUCACCUACAAGGGUGACGUGUUCAUCACGGGCUGUCAAAUUACCUCUGACGCUGGGAUAAGCAUUGAUGCCUCCGGCGGAGUCACUGUGGAGUACCAAUCAGCUCUUCAGGGACAAGGAGACGUGGUGCUUCGUGGCAGUUCGGUGAGCCUCAUCCAAAGCACAGUCUCCGUCCCUGGCGCGCUGGAGUUGCUCAGCAAUGCCUCAGGAAGCUGCAAAGGUCGGAGUUUACGACAGGACGGGAAAUCUGCAGACGAUGCGGCCACUGUCGGCAUCCAGAUCUCCGACUCCUCCUUGCAAGGUGGGAAUAUCAAAGUGAGCGCGAACCAGAGCGACGUGGAAGUGAAGGGCAGCAGCAACCUCACGAUCAAGGAUCCCACAGCCAAACUGGAGAUUACUGGCAACACCGUCUUGGCCAGCGGCGGCACCGCAACGCUCAGCGCAGCCUGGAUCGUGGUGUCAGCAGCGCAAGAUAUGGUUUUCGAGGUUGCGAUUCCCGGCAUCGUCACCAAGACGGCUGAGAAGCCGGCCCAUGUGGAUGUGGCUGCGCAGGGCCACUUGACGCUUGGGAAUUGCAGCUCAACAUGGAGCCUUUCCCGCCUGCACGCAUCGGCGGACUCGCUGGAGUUGGGGGAAGGCAGCAAGUUGAAUGUCCAGAGCUACUCCACCUGCGGGCACAGAGGAGGCAGCUCUGUGGUGGAUCGCUGCCGGGUGGCCUUGGCUGCGACACAAUGGCCACCCAUCGUCAAUGACUCGAAUGUCUCCUUCGAUCUGGUUUUGCUGGCGAGAACCAGUCUGACGAUCCACGAGAAGGCCCAGCUGCAGGCUGCCUCGGUGCUGGUCUGCUCGGCGUCUGUGGCCCUGGAAGACUUCUCCUCCAUCGACGUCUCCGGGCGCGGCUGCAGCGCCAACAUCGUUUCGCAGCCCGCGGCGGGGAGGACCAUCAAGGGCCCCGACAAGCUCCUGCUGGCAGGUGGUGGCACGCAUGUUGGAAGAGGUGGCGACGGCGGCUGGUUCAAUUCACGGGAUGUUUUAACCGACACUGAUACAGUGCCAGAGACGCCGGAAUAUGAUCGCUACAAGGAAACGCCAUGGCUACUGCCGACGCAGGGUGCUUCUGCGGGUGCAAUCGGUGAGAUGUCAAUAUGGCAUAAGGACAAGCUCAAGGUUUUCUCUGCCGGGGGAGGCCUCAUUUGGCUUUCGGGCCUCAGCGGGGUCAGCUUCGGCAAGACAGUGCGCCUGAAUGCGGACGGCAAGGACGGGCUCGCCCGAGUUGGGGACGCGUCGCAGAUCUAUGCCUCGGCAGGCGGAGCUGGGGGGCAGGUCCUGCUCUUCGCAGGGGGUUUGAAGGGGGUGCCACCAGACAUCAGUGCUGCAGGAGGCAAGGGCGCUUGCAUCAAGCAGGCAGCUGUGGGUUUGGUGAGUGGUGGCGGGGGAGGCGGCUUUGUGGGUUUGAACUGGACCCGACCCACGUGGAUGUCACAUCUGCCCCUGAGCGUGUCUGUAGCAGGUGGAGGCUUGGGGGUGGAUCAGUCGACCAUGCAGCCCUGCUCCUUUGUGCUGCCACAGACCGGCAAAGUGGAGGCCACGCGCGGCAGCUGCGGCCAGGCCUUGUCCGUCCUCCCCUGCCCGCCCGGCUCGGCAGGGCUCUUCUGCGCGCCCUGCGGGGCCGGCCUCUAUAGCCUCGGCGGCCUGGGCGUCUGCCAGACCUGCAAGCCCAUACCCGAGAGGGGCCACUACGUAAACAUCACCGGGGGGUGCGUGACCAGUUCCUGCCCCUAUAGCUGCGGCGUCGGAGUGCCCAAUGUGGCCAGCAAUCCCAGCUGUCUGGAUCCCGUGGAAUAUGCCCUCAGCUUCUUUGGGGGUCUCAAAGGGAUGCUGGGCAUCUUGGCCGGCAUCGUCUUUACUGCCUCGCUUCUGCUAUGGCGACGAAGAAAGACCUCCAAUCUCUCGCGCCCGCUGAUCGAAGUACGGGAGGUGGGGACUGGGAACGUUGCGGCGCGCCUUGUGAAUCGAUGCCUGGCCUCGCAGUGCGAAAUGUUCCAAGUCUCCCGCGAGCACUUGCCGUUUCACAUCUGCCGGGUCUACCUGCAGGGUGAGAACACGGCAGAGGUGCCGUGGCACCUGCGCUCGGAGGUGCCCGUGCCGGUGCAGGACCUGGUGAUCCCGGACCGGUGGCAGGCCUUGGCCAAGGUGGUGAACGAGGCCGCCCACGUGCCCCGGUUCCGCGCGCGCUGCGAGGCGCUGCUGUGGAGGCUCUACCCGCCGCUGGCACCGCCGCUGGCGCGGAGGUUCCGCCUGAGCCGGGCCGGGGAGCUGCUGCGCGCGGUGGCGGAGCAAGGCGAGGCCACGGAGCGGCUCUGGAAGCCGAUCCGCCUGCCGGGGGGCGAGCUCUUCGUGCGCUUCGGCUGCGACGCCCACGCCACGUUGGCGCACCUGGACUUCCUGGACUUCGAGCUGUCCCGCCUGGACUGGGCCCCCGUGAACCUGCAGAAGGAGGCCUGGCUGAUCCCCGUCCAGGGCCAUGGCACCUUCGCGGAGCCCUUCGCGGUCGACAUCGGCGACCCCGUGCUGCAGCGACUGGAGCAUACCAACUUCGGCCCCACGGCCGUGCUGUCAGUGAUCUCCACCUUCAACCGAGCCGCACGCCGGAUCUGCAAGGAUGACUUGCACUCCUCCGAUGAUGACUCCCUCCAAGAGCUGCAUGAGAAGGUUGAGCAAUGCGCAGCUCAGUGUGGGCUGGCGGGCUGCGUCCAAGUCUUGGCCAUCGCCAGCAAAGGGGCCCGUGAACGGAGCACGACGAGAAGCAGCACGCAGAGAAGCAGCCUGACGCAGGAGUCUCCCGCAGGCUCCUUCAUAGACCUGGUCGGGGAGGAGCAAGAGCCAGGCUCACCCAGCCGUGCGUCCGGACCAAAGCAGGAGCUCAGACUCUGCCUGGUCUUUACUCAAUUCUCCUCCCUUGCCAGCAUCAGCCAGUCCUCAGAUUGCGGCGGCGGCGCUUUGGCGACUCCAAGCAGCCACAAGGAAAUGAACGAUAUCUUGCGCAGCUCCGCAGGGAGCAUAGGCGAGGCCAGCCCCGUGCGGACAGAUCAAGCCUGCGGCAUAAAAGGCUUGCAAAGGAUGCUUUUAAAGUGGGGCUCUGUAGGCUCGCAUGAUGCGACCAUCGGGACACUUGUGUCACUCACCUGCCUUUUGGCCCUGGACCUCAUGGCCUUCGUCCUGGUCUUCUGGAUCUUGUACAAGACCAGCAGCGUGGCCGGCUUCGUCUGGAUUUGCUUCCCACCGCUGGUGCAGCCUUUGGCGCUAGUGCUGGGCCCGCUCUUCCUGCUCUCGGAGGAUCCCGAUCUGGGCCGGCUCUUCGCCUUGCUCGAACUCUUCGGGGCCUGCAACGCGGCCUUCUCGCUGCUGGUGAUGGUUGUGCUGCUCCUGCUGGAUUCCUUGUUGUUUGACAUUGUGGCCAUGGCCGUUGUGAUUUGCAUCAAGGCCAUGCUCUUCUCAGCCGCUGGCGCCCAUGUCGCGCAGCUGGAAGCUGCAAACGACUUGAGUUUCAUGGGGACUCCGCAGAGCGACUUCGUGGCAGGCAUCUUCGCGCGCAGCUCCGGCACCGAGGAUCCGGGCUUGCAUGAUAGUGUUCAUGACAACUCGCCGACUGCAGCAAUACCGUCUUUCCAGGUCUUUGAGCAGUUCACAAGGCAGUCUUCAGACGGUGUGCAGCGCCCGGACUGCAGCUUUCCAACGACGGGCUCCACCAGGUCUGCGCGCAGCACAAGCACCAGCACCUGCAGAAUCCAGGCGCAGGCUCCAUCGCCAUUCUGA